Nematolebias whitei (Rio pearlfish) is the source of this 972-nucleotide messenger RNA. Its product is annotated as carboxypeptidase N catalytic chain-like. Lineage: Eukaryota; Metazoa; Chordata; Actinopteri; Cyprinodontiformes; Rivulidae. Gene Ontology annotation, biological process: proteolysis. The record is from RefSeq and is a predicted model, not a curated record. Gene Ontology annotation, molecular function: metallocarboxypeptidase activity; zinc ion binding. Bases 49 to 972 code for a protein of 307 amino acids. The transcript has 5 exons.
AGCCUUCCUGUUUUGUUUCUGUGCGCGCUCCUGGUGGAGGGGGCCGCGAUGCUGCUGCAGGGGUGGACCGCCCCCCGGCUCUGUGCGCUCCUGCUCGCCGCGACGGGGCUGCUGGCGUCGGGCUCGGACUUCCAGCAUCACCGGUACGAUGACAUGGUGCGAGCCCUGUUCGCCGUGCAGAACCAGUGCCCGUACAUCACGCGCAUCUACAGCAUCGGGCGCAGCGUGGAGGGGAGACACCUCUACGUGCUGGAGUUCAGCGGCAACCCGGGCGUGCACGAAGCGUUGGAGCCGGAGUUCAAGUAUGUGGGCAACAUGCAUGGCAACGAGGUGCUCGGCCGCGAGCUCCUCAUCAAGUUCUCCCAGUUUCUCUGUGAAGAGUACCAGGCCAGAAACCAGCGGAUCACGAGGCUUAUUCACGACACACGCAUCCACAUCCUGCCCUCCAUGAACCCUGACGGCUACGAAGUGGCAGCCAGACAGGGUCCAGAGCUGAAUGGAUAUCUGGUGGGACGAGGGAAUGCCAGAGAAAUUGAUCUGAACCGGAACUUUCCAGAUCUGAACGCCCUCAUGUACUACUAUGAGAAAACCAAUGGACGAAACCACCACCUUCCUCUGCCAGACAACUGGGAACUACAGGUUGAACCAGAGACUUUAGCGGUCAUUAAAUGGAUGCAAAACUACAAUUUCGUCCUGUCGGCCAACCUCCACGGAGGAGCCGUCGUAGCCAACUACCCGUUUGACAAGUCGAGAGACUCUCGCACCCGAGGAAGGACCAUGUACGCCACCACUCCGGACGACAAGAUCUUCAGGAAGUUGGCGAGGACGUACUCGUACGCGCACGGCUGGAUGCACAAAGGCUGGAACUGUGGAGACUUCUUCAAUGAGGGGAUCACCAAUGGGGCCAGCUGGUACUCUCUGUCCAAAGGUAAGAAAAACCUCAGCUCCUCUUGUGACUCAUCUGUUCUUUAA